Molecule: messenger RNA, 992 nt
Organism: Lolium perenne
Lineage: Eukaryota; Viridiplantae; Streptophyta; Magnoliopsida; Poales; Poaceae
Source: RefSeq, a predicted model, not a curated record
CGUACACCAACUUAGGAUUCCUGGCUGUUGCAGACCGGAACAUGCAUGGUGCUAUAUAUGCAUGUGGAGUGGGUGUAAAAUAUUACAGGCCAGCCUCCGCGCUAGCUGUAGAAUCUGACGCUUGUUAACUCUUGGUUGUGCAGUUCAUACUCCAUAUCGCGGCAUAAAUUUUGCUCGCAUUGCUCUUUUGAGUUCUGACCAAUCAAUUGGCAAAUCGGCAUGGGACGCACCGGCGGCGUGGAGCAGUCUGCGUGCAGGAUCAUGCCCAUCAUCGACGAGGUAUCGGAGUCGGAGUCGGACAUAGUGCUGGAGACAACGACGACGAUGAAGGGGGCCGCUACGGGAGCCAUCGCUGAGCGGGGGAAGGCGGUCGUGGCCAGGAUGAGGGAGUUACUCCGGCGAGCGGUCGCGCAGUCGUCGUCGCCGGCAGCCGCGGCACCUCAGUCCAAACUGGCGGCUACCGCUAGGAAAUGGAAGAGGGCGGUGAGCUUCAGGAGCAGGGAUCAUCAGCGGGGGCGGCGAGCGGAGGGCGACAGAAUGAGCUCCGCCUCCGCGGCGUCGUCGGUGUCCAGCGGCAGGAACAGCCUCGACAGCCGGGACGCCACCUUCUUCCCUUCGCCGUCCCGGACCCCGCACUCUCCGGCGACGACGCAGCAGCAGCACCAUGCUCAAUGGAUCACCACGGAUUCCGACUUCAUCGUGCUGGAGCUCUAGACGACGCAGAGGAGGAGGAGGAGGAGGACGGCGGUCAGCCCGUGAUCACUGGCUUAGGCUAGUAAAAUUUGCCCGGCUUGAGCAAACAAGUUUGUGGGCGGACAGUAACGUGCUGUAGAGGUCAAAUGAGCUCUGCUAUCCAGAAAUGCUAGGACAGUAAUAGAAUCGGCCCGGCCUGCCCUAUAUGUGUGUUGUAAUUUGUAAAGCCCUAUUUUCUGUUUUAGGUCAUUGCGCCCAAAGAGCUCUGGGAAGACAGGACAUAUUGCUUUCUAAGGGAA